Molecule: messenger RNA, 1677 nt
Organism: Anthostomella pinea
Lineage: Eukaryota; Fungi; Ascomycota; Sordariomycetes; Xylariales; Xylariaceae
Source: the annotation of a GenBank genome assembly
AUGGCACUGCCUAACACCCAAGAUGAGGGUCCUGCGGAUCUAGAGAACACAGCCGACACAGAAGUCAGACCGCCAGCACCACCGCCGUUCUCCGCCAAGCCACCCCGUCUCCUCAUCAUCGGGGCAGGGUCGCGAGGCCGAGUAUACGGGCGGUGCACGAUCCAAUCCAGCAACGGCGUGGUGGCCGCAGUCGUCGAGCCCGACGACUACAAGCGCGAAGAGUUCGGGCGGAACUUCAUCUGGGGCGACAAGGCGGCCCCGGACGGCUCGCACUUCACUGACUGGCGCGACUUCAUAACCUGGGAGCUGGGGCGGCGUGAGCGGGAAAAGGCCGGCGAGGUCGUCCCCGAAGGCGUGGAUGCCGCUUUCAUUUGCGUGCGGGAUGAGAUGCAUCACGAUGUUCUCAUGGCCCUCGCGCCGCUGGAUCUCCAUGUCAUGUGCGAGAAGCCGCUGGCGACGACGUUGGAUGACUGCGUCGACAUGUACCGCGCGAUGGCGCCGCAUCAGAUGGACAGGGUCUUCUCCAUCGGACAUGUCAUGCGGUAUUCACCACACAACAUGAUGCUGCGGAAGCUCCUGCUGGAGGACAAGGCGAUUGGCGACAUAUUGAGUGUCAUGCACACGGAGCCGGUUGGCUUCUGGCAUUUUUCGCAUAGCUACGUCCGGGGCAAUUGGCGGAAGAAGUCCACGACGGCUCCGUCCCUACUGACCAAGAGCUGUCACGACAUCGACAUUAUUCUGUGGCUGCUAUGCUCUCCGCCGCCCGGAUCGGACGAGCCGCCACACCUUCCGACCUCGAUAUCAUCGGCCGGCUCCCUCCAAUUCUUCAAAAAGAGCAGGAAACCGAAAGCAGCAGGCAGCGCGACCAAUUGCUUGAGCUGUGCCGCCGAGAAAGACUGUCUGUACUCGUCCAAGAAGAUUUACAUAAGCCCGAAGCAUCAGGGCAUUGAGACCGGGAACAUCCGGUGGCCUGUCAGUGUCGUCCUGCCGGACAUCGAGAGCUUCGGAGGCGAUCACGCAAAGGUGGUGGCGGCCCUCUUGCCAAAACUGGCUGAAGACUACGAUGAGUCGACAUUGCAGGAGGUCAUCGACAGCAGGAAUUGGUGGGGGCGAUGCGUCUUCGAAUCGGACAACGACGUAUGCGACGAGCAGGUCGUCACGAUGACCUGGGACGAGGACCCGCUGCCGGCGUCGAGCGCAGCGUCCAGCGACUCGGUCGGGGGUCGGGGAUCCAAGCAAGCGACCUUCCACAUGAUCGCGCAGACCAAGAAGCAGUGCCACCGCUACUCUUACAUUUACGGCACCGAGGGCGAGGUGUACGCCGACUCCAAGACCAUCACGGUCGAGGACUUUCGGACCGGCGCGACCACGGCGUACAAACCAAAACUCGAGAGCCUCGGCCACGGCGGCGGCGACCACGGCCUGACGCGGCAGUUCGUGCUCGCGGUCGACAAGGUCAAGAACCACAGCUGGGCGGCGGCCAGGGCCCAGCGCGAGUACAUCGGCUGCAGCCUGGAGGAGAUCAUCCGCAGCCACGUCAUGGUGUUCGCCGCGGAGGAGGCGCGGAUAGCCCAGAGGACGGUCGUGUGGAAGGAUUGGUGGGAUGAGCACGUAGGGUCGGAUAUGUUAGAUGGUCAGCAGAAGUCUGACAAGGUGGCGCAACAUAUACAGGGAUAG